This is a messenger RNA of Liolophura sinensis, 1620 nucleotides long. Its product is annotated as telomere repeats-binding bouquet formation protein 2-like. The transcript is spliced from 6 exons. Gene Ontology annotation, biological process: homologous chromosome pairing at meiosis; meiotic attachment of telomere to nuclear envelope. The record is from RefSeq and is a predicted model, not a curated record. Gene Ontology annotation, cellular component: nuclear inner membrane. NCBI's taxonomy places the organism in Eukaryota, Metazoa, Mollusca, Polyplacophora, Chitonida, Chitonidae. Bases 26 to 586 code for a protein of 186 amino acids.
CCUAGCCAAGCUGGUGACAGCAACCAUGACUGAGAGUGAAGGAGGAAUCUUCAAUGGUUUGACUGCCUGGUUUUCUACAAGUGUUAGAAAGAAGAGGCGUAAGAUCUGGGAAAAGGAGGGAGGGGAGGUAACUCCUUUUGACACAGCUGAGUUCUUCUUCAGUGAAAAUGCUGAGGCUGAGGACACAGAAUGGAUAUACAAAAGUGAUGACUAUGAAAGGGACCAUAUCUCCGUGUUUCACUCCAUGUAUAUAGAGAAGUGUAAAAGCAUGGGCAGCACAGCUGAUGUUAAGCUGGGGGACUACUUCUUGCCUCCUGCUGAUAUUCAGGAAUUGGCCCGGAAACAAGUACACUACAAAUGGGAGAUUGAUGAGCCAGCAGACCAGGAAGAGGUUGUGUCAGAUUCAGAGGGUCGUGUAGGCUCACCGGUGAAGAGAAGGUCCACAAGCCACAAGGGUACAGAACAUCAGAAUGCUCCUGGCUCCUGUUCAUGUGCAGGUGCUGAGAAAGUACCAAAAUAUGAAGGACCUUUGACAGAAUUUCAACCUGGCAAAAAUGGCAACGAAGUGUUUUGUGUAUUAAGGUGACAAGACAAAUGUGAUGGAAAGUGUAUUUGUUACUGAUCAUAUGCAUCAGCUACACAAGUGUACUAUGGAAGUGGGGAAGAAGUGCCACUCCGUUGGUGUAUUUGUUUGUACAUCGUCCACUGGUGGUAUACAUGCCUUUUGUUCCCUUCACAGAAGUUGCCUGUGGAUGCAACUACAUGUUUGUGUGGUUUAAGGAGUACAUAUCAGGAGAUUUGAAUAUGCAUGCAAUGCACUGAUGAACUACUAGUAUCAAUCAGUGAUCAGAAGAUCCAGCGCUAUAGAUGGUGCAGUCAUUAUCUUGUGCAACAUGGUUUACUCUCACCUGGACUUCGUGAUGUCUUUGAUGUGUUUAUUAUACAUGUAAUAUAUUGAGUGAUACACCAGUGAGCAUAGAUUUAGCCAGAAUUUUAAGUCAUGCCAUCACAUUUCCAAUUUUCUCCUAUUUUUCCUAUCUCUGGCAUGUUAAUUUGUAAAAUUGGGCCUCUCAAAGACACUGAGACACCCCUCAGUGAGUACCUUCCAGUUACACGUUGCUGUCUGUUGAUUUACCUGUAUAAUUAAGAAUGUACCUGAACUUUUAAGACAGUGUUAUACAAUAUCUUUGUUUAUGAAAUGCUGUUAUUCAGAUAACUGAGGCCUGAAAUACAAAAUUAUAUCCUGACUGAGACAAAAUUUUGAGCCUGUGUUAAAAGAAUAAUACAACAUCAAACAUGGUUCUUUACUAUACAUAGCUCAAGACAUUAGUAGGCCUUCAGAUCUGAGGAAUGGUAUCACACUCUGGCCCACACCUGUGCACUCCUGAAACAAUAUAUGGACAUGCGAAUAAAAACGUGUAGCACACUCCAAACUCUGGAGAGCAUGGAUUUAGGUGUGCAUAGUACCCUCCUAGUCUAAUACAAGGUGUGUUACACAUCUUCCUGCAACUCAGCUCUGUUAACAACCUUGCAAACAGUGGGUCAUGGAAUAUUACACAUCUUCGUGCAACUCAACUCUGUUAACAACCUUGCAAACAGUGGGUCAUGGGAUAUUACACA